AUGAAGUCCUCCGACCGCGUGUCGGUCGAGAACGAGAUUACGGUAAAUCCAGAUGGCCCGCCGCCCGCUAAGCGACGUCGCGUUGAGCGCAAGCCGCGUACUACCGAAUACCUUGAUUUGAAGGCAGCUUCGCAGCAGAGCGAGAAGGAUGAGAAACUACUGGAGCAACUGACUGGCGCUCUGCGCAAGAAGAAGAAGAUUGUGGUAAUUGCCGGCGCUGGAAUAUCUGUAUCUGCAGGAAUUCCCGAUUUCCGAUCUUCGAAGGGUCUAUUCGCGACUUUACCAAAGGAACACGGUCUCAAGGGCUCCGGAAAGCACCUAUUCGACGCGUCGGUCUACAAGCAUGAUUCUACGACCUCUUCUUUCCAUACGAUGGUUCGAGAUUUGUCGCAUCUUACUAGGAAUGCGAAGCCUACUCCCUUCCACCAUCUGAUCGCCUCGCUUGCUAAGGAAGGUCGCCUAUUGCGCCUUUACACACAGAAUGUUGACGGUCUCGAUACAUCUAUGCCCCCUCUAUCUACAACGGUUCCGUUGAACACUAAGGGCCCGUGGCCUAAGACAAUUCAACUUCAUGGCGGUCUAGGCAAGAUGGUAUGCUCCAAAUGUAGCGAGAUCAGCGACUUCGAUGAGUCACUUUUCGAGGGCCCGGAAGCACCUCUUUGCAAGGGAUGUGAGGAGACAGACAACGUGCGUACCUCUCAUGCCGGAAAGCGUAGUCACGGAAUCGGACGACUACGACCACGAAUGGUUCUUUACAACGAAUACAACCCGGACGAGGAGUCUAUUGCCAACGUUGUCCGAGCCGAUAUCCGAGCACGACCUGACGCUAUCAUUGUGGUCGGUACCAGCAUGAAGAUCCCGGGUGUGCGCAAUAUGGUCAAGGACAUGUGUCGUGUGACGAGAGAGCGUAAGGAUGGUGUUACAGCCUGGAUUAAUCUGGAUCCUGAGCCUACCGGUGCCGACCUCAAGAAUUGCUGGGACCUGGUCGUGAAGGGAAAGUGUGAUGAUAUCGCAUCCCUAGUUCACCUACCCCGCUACGAUGCGAGCGACGACGAUGCUGUGGUUGUCGACGAGAAGAUGUACGAGGAGACCGUCCGUGGCGUUAAGCUCGAGGUCGAGAUCAGAAAGACUGAGGGUAUUUCCGUCAAGAAAGAGUCACGUGACAGUUCACCUCUCGAGGCGAAACCGCAAUUGGUCGACAACGUUCAGGGCAUGCCUACACCCUCUGCUAGUCCCAAGGUACGGGCAGCCUUACCUACAAUCAAGAUCAAGUCGCAAUCGAAGCAGAGCAAGCUUGCGUUCCCCGAUUUGGGCUCGUCGAGCUCGUCUAAACCUACGACAACGGGACGCAAGGACAUUAAGAAGGCAGCCCAGCGUAAGCCUAAGCAGAGCAAGAAGGCGGAGCCAAAACCUCCUAAAGCUACGAUCAGCAAGACUUUCAAGGCGACUAAGGCGGCUACGGUUGCCCCGUCCAAGGUUCCCGCCAAGCGCGAAUUCGAGUCGGAGCCCGAGCCAGUUCUAUCUCCUCGAUCCGUCAUGCGCGAGGAAUUCUCAUUGCGCCCUCGAAGUAAGGCGGCUGGAAACGACAUCGUCGUGCCUCAGAAGGGCAUCGAGGUGGCACCGCCCAGUACUCCUCCUCAACAGCCCGCGCGCCUGUCACUUCCCGGCACCAUCUCGCCUACAUCCAAGCCUCGAGGUUUCGCGUCCUUAAUCGAUUAG
This is a messenger RNA of Annulohypoxylon truncatum, 1719 nucleotides long. RefSeq names its product DHS-like NAD/FAD-binding domain-containing protein. Gene Ontology annotation, molecular function: NAD+ binding; histone deacetylase activity, NAD-dependent. Gene Ontology annotation, biological process: negative regulation of transcription by RNA polymerase II; regulation of DNA repair; pericentric heterochromatin formation. Gene Ontology annotation, cellular component: mating-type region heterochromatin. NCBI's taxonomy places the organism in Eukaryota, Fungi, Ascomycota, Sordariomycetes, Xylariales, Hypoxylaceae. The transcript has 2 exons. The coding region runs from base 1 to 1719 and encodes 572 amino acids. The record is from RefSeq and is a predicted model, not a curated record.